CCUCAUUUCUUGUCCAUCAAAAAAACCUCUGAUUUUUUGUAUUCAGGUUGAGCUGUCCCCUGCUCCAAUAUAAAGUUAUAAACAGCUGUUUGUUUUUUUCACACCGCACAACAAGUGUGUGUGAGAAACUGCUAGUACAGCAAUCCAUAAGGUCUACACUACCCUAUUGUACUACUCUUCUACUCCUAUCAACAUUUUUACUAACUUUUAUCACUCUUUCUUGCAAAUGCUCACAUUGCUAUUUUUCUACCACAUUUACUUCAUUCUCAUUCUCUCUAUUACUGUGAGCAUUUUGUAUAUGAAUUUGUGAGACGUUAUCAUGGAGUGGAAUGCGAAAUCUCCGGGGCAAUGGGACUGGGAAAACUUAUUCUUCGUGAAUUCAAAACCAGCAGAAAAUCACAAGUCUCAAUCUACUGAUUGGAGUGCGGAGACAGAUCGUGAAACCAAUGUUGGAAUGUUGUUUCCAUCAAGUGGUAGUGGCUAUUCCGCGUCAAAACUGCUACACGCGUCUUCCUCGAGGAGCUCAAAAUCUGCUUCCAAUAAUUCAUCGUCAAACGGGGAGAGCAAGACAUCUAUGUCAACUCGGGAAGGCUCUCAAGACGAUUCCACCGCUAAGAAAGAAUUGUCUAAAGGAGAUCCAGUUGAAACUUCUCCGGCAGCCGAACCAUUGCUCACACUAAAGCUUGGUAAAAGAUUCUACUUUGAGGAUGUUUCCCCUGGAAGCCAUUCCAAGAAAGCCUCUUCCUCUGCGGUUCCCGCGGCUCCUCCUUCGAGCAGAAAGAAAGGUAAAUCGGGUAGUCCGAACUUGCUACAUUGCUGCCAGGUGGAAGGUUGUGGCUUCGACCUCUCUUCUGCUAAAGAUUACCAUCGAAAACAUAGAGUUUGUGAAAGCCAUUCCAAAUCCCCUAAGGUGGUUAUAGCUGGUUUGGAGCGUCGAUUUUGCCAGCAAUGUAGCAGGUUCCAUUCUCUAUCGGAGUUUGACGAGAAAAAAAGAAGCUGCAGACGUCGUCUCUCAGAUCACAAUGCAAGACGCCGCAAACCUCAGCCUGGAGCAAUUCAACUGAAUCCAUCAUCUCUUUCUUCAUCGCCCUAUGAUCAAAGACAAACAAUGGGCCCAUUUGCUUUUCCGAGGAACGCAAAUUUAGCAUGGCAAGACAUUCAUAACAGCAAACUCCCCGAAACACAAGAUUUUAUGCUGAAACCUCCAAAAGCCUUUAACAAGAUUGUCACCAUGCUUUCUGAUGACUCCAAAGGCAUAGGAUCCAGGAGUACAUUUCCAGGUAUAGAAGAUCCAACUACCUUGUCUGAUCCAACUGCUACGCAAGAUGUUAACCGUGCUCUCUCUCUUCUGUCAACCAAUUCAUGGGGUGCAUACGAUACCAAGUCCCUCUCUUUAGAACACUCGAAUCGGCCAAGCGGGGCAACUCAUUCCACAGCACAUGCAACUGCUAACCGCAUGCCUUUUCCUUCAUCGGAAUACUGGCACACUGAUCCGCAACACGCGAACAACUCCAGCGGCUGUAUCUCGUUCUCAGCUUACGACAAUAGCAAUCGCUUUCAAGACUUUCAGCUGUUCAGCGCACCGUUCGAGUCGAGUUUCCCUUGCAACCAGCUGGAUUAAUAAUAAGUAUGCUUCCUUGUUAUCUUCAAAAACAACAGAAUGAGAAUGCUUAUUCAUUUAAAUGGUCCCAACUACAUUAUGACUAUUGUGUUUUUUGUUUAGAAGAGUACUAAUCAGAAAACUUGUCUGUAUGAUGAUUGAUAACUCCAUUUAAUCCUGAGUGAGACUUUAUUCACUCUAAACCAUGAAUGUCUUCACGAGAAUUUCUAAAUCAAACAAGAGUAUAAUAUGGUUUGAUGAUUGUGUAA
This is a messenger RNA of Lathyrus oleraceus (garden pea), 1869 nucleotides long. RefSeq names its product squamosa promoter-binding-like protein 12. The coding region runs from base 320 to 1621 and encodes 433 amino acids. The transcript has 5 exons. Gene Ontology annotation, cellular component: nucleus. NCBI's taxonomy places the organism in Eukaryota, Viridiplantae, Streptophyta, Magnoliopsida, Fabales, Fabaceae. Gene Ontology annotation, molecular function: DNA binding. The record is from RefSeq and is a predicted model, not a curated record.